AUGCUCAUUCAGACUCAAAAUGUAUUCACAUGGUAUUGCUGCCUUUCUUCUGGUUCUAGUUAGCCAGGCAAGUGCUGAAAUUAAGCUCGGAUGUAAGUCAGAUCCUAUGCCAGAUGCUAACGGCAAAUGCCCACCUGGCACUACUAUGAUUACUGCUGGAGGAUGCUGCCCAGACAAUGAUGUUUACAUCAUCUCUGACACAACUACGACAAUGGCACCAACCACUCCAUCACCCGGAUCAUGUUGUGAUAAGAUCAACCCAAAAACUGGUGUCAGUGACUGCCCAGGAAUGAAGAACUACUGUAACUAUGGUCCAUAUAUUGAUAUUAUGAAGGAUCAGUGUCCAAAGACCUGCGGAUACUGUGGCUCCGGCUCGGCGACAACUCCAGGAAUCUGCAGAGACAAGUUGAAUCCGACCACUGGAGUCAGUGACUGCCCGGCUAGACGAAAUUUGUGCAAUAAUGGAAUCUACCACGAUGUGAUGAAAGACCAGUGCCCCAAGACAUGCGGUUAUUGCAAAUAGUUUUAUGUUUGUGUUAAAUAUAAUAAAUACCAGAACAUUCUCG
Molecule: messenger RNA, 566 nt
Organism: Caenorhabditis elegans
Lineage: Eukaryota; Metazoa; Nematoda; Chromadorea; Rhabditida; Rhabditidae
Gene: C14C6.5
Product: ShKT domain-containing protein
Exons: 3
Coding region: 20-523 (167 amino acids)
Source: RefSeq, marked reviewed